This is a messenger RNA of Cyanistes caeruleus (blue tit), 6199 nucleotides long. It is a transcript of the gene CA5A, whose product is annotated as carbonic anhydrase 5A. NCBI's taxonomy places the organism in Eukaryota, Metazoa, Chordata, Aves, Passeriformes, Paridae. Gene Ontology annotation, molecular function: zinc ion binding; carbonate dehydratase activity. Gene Ontology annotation, cellular component: cytoplasm; mitochondrion. The record is from RefSeq and is a predicted model, not a curated record.
GCAGCCUCCACCACCACAAUGGGCCAGGAGCCCAUUUAAGCCUCAGCUCUGGUGCUGGGACUCUUAGCUUCAGGUUUGUCUCUAUUUCUGUCCCCAGGAAGGACUUGGGAUGUCUCCUUUUAUUCUUUCCUGUGCUCCUGGGUUGGACCUUGGCUUUGGUUUGUCACUUUGUCACUCACAGGGGCUGGGAAUGCUAGGGGACUCUUUGGCUCAGGCACUGCUAUGCUGGGUUAUCCUUGACUCGCUGUCCUUGGAAAGAAUAAUUCCAUCUUCAAUGGCUCCCCAUCUUUAUUCCCGUUUAGCUGGCAGUUGUCUGAAAUAUUGGGGAAAUUUUACAGGAAUAAUUCCUUUCAUCUGUUUCUGCACUUGGCCUGAAAAACUGCAGCUCUGACUUGGAUGCAUUUGUGCUAUUGGUGUGGAUUGUUUCAGAGGAAGAGCAAACAUUCCCAAAGAAAAUGGAAGUGUGGGAUUUCCAGACAGGAUUUUCACAUAAAGCAACAAAGUUACUGGAAGUGCCCCUGGAAACAGCAAGAGAGUAACAUUCUUGCUUUUAUCUCUGAGAAAUAUGGGUCAGGAAAACAUCUCCCUCUGUGCUGUCCCAAAAAAAAAUUUCAGUUGAGUUCAAGUAUGACCAGAGGAAUAAUUAUGGGUCACUAUGUUACUCUUUUUAGUCUGUAUAAAAUUUUGGUUUUGUAACAAAAUUUGUUGUUUGCAUCCCUUGUUCUGCAGCUCCUCAGCUGGAGGCUGUAAUGCUGUUGCAGUUAAAUAGCUAAAGUAGCUAAAAUGUUUCCUUUUCUGGGCCCAGCCUUGCGUAGCUGCUGGAUUUUGGGAAUUCCUCAGUUUGAGCACCAGCUCGGGGCAUUUCAGCUGUUCCUGACAGCACCUCUUGGCUAUCAGUAUUCAAAUACACAACUAUUCAAAUUCACAGCACCGAGGAGUGAUAAGAACCCUUUCUUUGCAUACCAAAGAGGAGUUUUCUGCAAUCCUUCCCAUUCCUGGAACCAGAUGAGGGGGGAAAAGAACCUCUGGGAAGCACAUGCAGAAUAAUCAUCAACUAGCCAGCCUCUGGAGAGACUGGAGAGCCAAUGGAGAAGACAGUGCAGGGACAGGUUGAAAAUUAACUCCUGGGUUGGCUCCAUCUCUUAACCAGCAAAGGGUGCUCUCAGAAUUAUUUAAAAAGAAGCCUGGUGACCCCUCGGUGGAGCUGUGUAGCCAUAUGAUUUUUUAUUCUCUGUGAUGUUGGGUUGUUAGGCUGUGGGAGGCUCUGCCGAGGGAGCAGGGAAGGUUUGGAGUGGCCGGUGGCAGCGAUGAAUGGGCUGAAGGUGACAGCCCUGGGGAGUCUCUCCAAGCAGCUGAAAAACCUCCGGGCUGUGCCAGCACGGCCCUGCAGCCUGGCUGCCUGCUCCCGGAAAAACACCAGGAAUGCCUCCUUGCAUCCGCUGUGGCAGAGCCCGCUGACAAUUCCCGGAGGCACCCGCCAGUCUCCCAUCAACAUCCAGUGGAGGGACAGUGUUUAUGAUCCCUUCCUGAAGCCUCUGAAAAUCAGCUAUGACCCCACCACCUGUCUUCACAUCUGGAACAAUGGCUACUCCUUCCUGGUGGAGUUUGAUGAUUCUACUGAUAGAUCAAUCAUCGUUGGAGGCCCCUUGGAAAACCAGUACAGGCUAAAGCAGUUCCACUUCCACUGGGGAGCUAUCAACGACUGGGGCUCAGAGCACACCGUUGACAGUAAAUUUUACCCAGCAGAGCUGCAUUUGGUGCACUGGAAUGCUGUGGAGUACCCGAAUUUUGAGGAAGCUGUGAUGGAAGGGAAUGGCCUGGCUGUUAUUGGAGUGUUCUUAAAGCUGGGAGCACGGCAUGAAGGGCUGCAGACCCUGGUGGAUGCCCUGCCAGCAGUCAGACACAAGGACACUGUGAUCGAGUUUGAUGUCUUUGAUCCCUCCUGUCUGAUCCCUUCCUGCCCUGAUUACUGGACCUACGCCGGCUCCCUGACCACACCCCCCCUCACUGAAUCAGUCACGUGGAUCAUUAAGAAGAAGCCAAUUGAGGUGGAUGAGGAUCAGCUGGAGGCCUUUCGGACACUGCUGUUCACGUCGGACGGGGAGGAGGAGAGGAGGAUGGUGGACAACUUCCGCCCGCUGCAGCCGCUGAUGAACCGCACGGUGCGCUCGUCCUUCCACCCCCAGCUCCGGCCCCACGCCCAGCAGCUCAGCCCAUAGCUGGCCCAGCAUUUCUCAUGAUUAUUCCUUGUAUCCAUGCCCUUUUCACUGUCAGUGCUCCCUGACCUUCCCUAGAGAUGCUGUCAGGGUUUUUAGUUUUGCUUUUUUUUAAAGAAGUGAGUAAUGUUAACCCUUAGCAAAUUGGCUUGUUCCAAGGCAGGGGUCAACAAGGAAUUAUUAAGGCAGUUAAAAAUAAGGACAGGAGAGUUCGUCCCCUGCUCCUUCUCUGAAUUGUUCUGUGUUUCUUUAAAUGCUCUUGCAGUGCCUUGCAUGAAUUAAUAAUUCUGGGUAAAAAUUGUUAAGAAGGGGGAAGUGGGAAGAAAAAGAAAAAUAUCAGUUCUGAUUGGGUCCUUUUGGGGAAUUGUUUGCUGUCUGGGAAGAGAGCUGGAAGGGAACUAGUUUGUCUCAGAGACAUUUUACCUUCUUCCUUUUUCCUUGGAUGAGAAGGACAGAAAUGACUUCCAGGAUCUCUUUCCAUUCUGCUGGCUGCACAUUCCAUAUUUGAUGUGGGUGCCACAGAAUGCCCACUGCUACUACACCAGGAGCCAAAAGAUUUUUUCUAAAACCUUUUAACAGCUGUGGAAGUUUUGGCUUCGGCAGCUUUUGCUUUCCUGUGUUAAUCUAUAGGAAAGAAGGGAGGAGAGAAUUCACCGGUGUCACAAGACUGGCAAGAGCGGAAAAUUAGGUGAAAAUGUCCAAUUGAUCCCAGGAAACUGAUCACAUCAAAAGGGAAAGCAAGAUUAGAUAAAGCCCAGUUGACCCUCCCAGUGGGAUUAGUGGGGGAAAAAACUCAAACCGAUUCCUCAAACCUGUACUAGGAGGGUGUGGACAAAACUCAGCUCUGGGAAAGGGCUUUUAUUUCAGUAACUCAUAGAGCACCAGAGCUCCCUUCAAAGUUCUGCUUUGAGAUGUGUUUUCCUAUAAAAACACCCAGCUUCAGGACCAGUGGGGACCAGUUUGUUUUUAUUGCACCUUAUGGUAACGAGGUCCAGUGGGGGUUGGAAUUGAUUGUGGACCAAGCAGAGCUGCUGUGUGAGCUGCCAGCUCCGAGCCUUUCCCAGGAGCUCCAGCUGCCCCAAGGAUCACCUCUCACAUCCUACUAAACCUGAUUUUUUUCUCAGGCACCUUUCUCUCUGGCCCUUCAUGCUCUGCUGUAUUUAGCAGAUUAAAUUCAUGCACCAGAUUUCUGAUGAGGAGCAGCUCUGCCUGUGAACUCCCUGUGUGAUCUCCAUGGGUUGUGUUUGAGUGUCUGAGGAAUCUUUGCUGGUGGGAUUCAGUGAAGCCAUGAUCUAGCUUGGCAAUGUUAAAUCCAGAUCUUUUCAAUUGUUGCUUUGGUUUUAUAAAAAUCCAAGUGUUGAGUUUCAAAGCACCUUUACACUUUUCAGUGUGACCCUGAUGAUUUUAAGGGUUUGAGAUAAUCUUGUUGAACCAAUUGAGUGCCCAGAUCCUGCUUUACUUCCUCAAUAGCUCUACCUCAGGCUGUUGUUCUGGUGCCACAGCUGUGCCUUUGUCCCCUGAAAUGUGGCCACUUCAACUGGAGUGACUCUGGGUGCUGAAAGGAAGGAAACCUCCUUCUAUCCUGGUGUAGGACAUUUUCCCUGAUGGGAAUUCCGUGUGGCAGUGGAGCUCUUUGGUUUCACCACUUCCCCCCAGCCCUCCCUGCCUGAGGGAGCACUUCAAUCCUGGUUGUGCCAUCUCCCUUUGGAGGGGCUGGGAUUAUCCUGGGAUAGUGAAAGGUGUCCCUGCCAUGGCAGGGGUGGCACUGGAUGAGAUUUAAGGUCUUUUCCCACCCAAACAAUUCCAUGAUUUUCUUAUUCCAUCAUCUCAGUUGAACUCUGCAGGCUUUGCUAUCACCACACAGAUUUUAAGCUACAAAAUUGCAUCAGUGAUGAUUUUGCUGGAGAAUUAUAAAUUCCAAACUAAAGCUGGAAGGAAUAUCUACAGUUCUGGGAGCAGGAAAAGAAUGAUUUUACUUUUUGCCUGAAUAUAUAAUAAUUAUGAUCCAGUCAUUAAGUCAGAGAUUUAUUCAAUGCUGCUCUUGCAGACACUUCUGAGGAUGACCCUGGAGGAAGAUGGCAGCAGUUCAGAUGUUUUCCACUCAUUAAUAGAAAAAAACUGUAAUACAAAGACAUCUUAAUGUUGCCUUUUAUUUAAAAACAGAACUGCCUCAGCAGCACUGGGUUGUAGGUGCAUCAAUCUCCUUAUCAUUUAUGAAUGGAUCUUUUAAAAAGAUUUUUGUAAUUUUGUAAAAAUUUGUAAAAGCGAUUUUGUAAUUGUUAGUUUAAAAAUUGUUUUUGUAAUUUCCACUGAAUUUUUGAAUUUCUCUGAUGCACUGAGAAGAAUCACCAGUUGAUCCAGCUUUCCCAACAAACCCCAAAUCCAGAUUAUUUUAGGGAACUGCCAGGGUGUAAAUGUUUAACUUCAGCUGCUCUGGAACUCUGUAGCAGCCUCACACCCACUGAGUUCUCCAUGGUUUGCUCCACUCAAUCAGAUUUUCCUCCUGGUGUGUAAAUCCCUUUUGAACCACCCUGCAUCCCUCAGAGGGAAUGUGGGAUAUUCCCUUCCCAGUGAUCCAGUUAAAAUUCUCAGAGAGAUUUAUUUCAAGUUCUCACAGAGAUUUACUUUGUCCAAGUAUUGCCAUGGAAGCUUUGUUAGACAAUAGUGAAUUACCCAGUUAAGCUAUGUCCAUAUUUACAUCAAAUCACACCUAUUUUUACUGACAUAAAAUGAAGAAAUUCCAAUUUCAGCACUGAUCACUUCAAAUAUCUGGAAACAGGGUUAAUGUAGAUAAAAAAUAACUCUACUGUGUUACAAAAAGAUGUUUUACAGGGGUUUUGUUACAUUUUUUUUGCUGUUUCUUGAGUCCUGCAUUUAUGUGUAGAUUUUUAGCAUCUCCUGAAGGCAGGCAGGAGCUCAGCUGCAGGGCAGAUUGUUGGAAUUAAUCUGGAAAUGAACACAUUGGGGUUUUUUUUGUUUUGUUUCUUUUUUUUCAGUUUUAUCUCUUCUGUUACAGUGACUUUAUUGACCUUGUGAAUGUAAACUUCAGGAAAAUAUUUGUGUUUAGAACAAGAGAUGGGAUAGAAUUCCUGUGCCUUAUUCUCUCAGUUCUGUGUGGAAAAAUGGUUUGAUUGUUGCGUUAGAGGUGAUUUUUGUGAUGAUUUUGCACAAUUAAGUUAAGAAGGAAUUUUUGGGCUCUUUUGGAUGGCACAAUACAAAAGGGUCAAAGCACAUAUUUGUAUUUUCCUUGCAUAGGAGUCACUUUAUUACUAAAUCCUGCCCUGGGAGGCAUUCCUGGGGCAGCAAGGCCCAGGAAUUAAAGACUGUCACAGGAAUAAUUUGGGGACAACUCCCUGCAAAGGGAGGAGAAGGUUUGGAGCAGACCUGUGUCUGUGCUGCUCUGAUUCCAGCUGCCUUUCAGGAUUUCUCUGAAAUGCUGCUCUCCCCUUGUCCUGGGUGACUUCACAGUGGGACAAACUUCCUCUGCUGUUGGAAUGUUUGAUCCCUGCUCCUGCAUUCCAGAACUUUAACUCUUCAGGUGUUCCUCACCACAUUUGUGCUGCCUUUUCUGUCAGGAAUGGCAGGAGGGUCUCCCCUGGUUUUGGAAGCUCCAGAAUUGGAGUUUGCUUUGAUCUCCACAGGGUUUUAGAGGACUGGAAUUCUGCUUUGGAUGAAGGGUCCCCUCAUGCCUUGAUUUGGGAUGUUUUAACUUGUAUUUCCUGGCACAUCUUGGCUUUUUCUUUCUUUGUGCAUCUCGUUUUUGUGGCCUUUAUGAUGUUGUGUAUUUAAUGUGUGUUACCUGCCUGACCAUAACUGACUGAAAUCACUGUCUGCAGACAACACCUGGAACAGGAAAUGUUUUAUGUUUUCCUGUGGUACAGGCCCUUCCCCAAAGUUUCUCCCUGAUGUAUAGAACCCUUCAGCUGCUGCAUUUUACACUGUUACAUUAGUGUACAACUAUAAUAAAGGACCAGAGAAACCUA